UCUGCGUGGACUUCGUCAGAAGAGUAUCCUGGUGUUGGCAGGAGGACAGGCUCGGACUGCUUUCUCCUGGGAAUGUGGUACCUGGCCUAACCAUGGUGUUCACCCAGCUGAACCUGGAGUUCCGCUUUCAGGGCAAGAAGCUGCGAGGCUUCAGCUGUGAGCUCACCCGGUUCCCCCAUGGCGUCCUCCCUGAGUCUUUCUUGACCGUCACGUGCCAGAUCAUGGUGCCUUUCUUGCUGUCUGGCUUUGGCAUGAUGAUGGCUGGUCUGGUAAUGAACACCGUCCAACACUGGCCUGUGUUUAUGGAAGUCAAAGACCUUUUGACUUUGGUGCCACCCCUGGUGGGCCUGAAGGGGAAUCUGGAGAUGACGCUGGCAUCCAGGCUGUCCACAGCUGCCAACACUGGACAAAUUGAUGAUCCCAAGGAGAAACACAGAGUCAUCAGCAGCAACCUUGCCCUCAUUCAGGUGCAAGCCACUGUUGUGGGACUCCUGGCUGCUGUGGCCGUUCUGCUGUUGGGUGCUGUGUCCAGGGAGGAGUUAGACUUGGCCAAAGUGGGGUUGAUGUGUGCCAGCAGCAUCCUUACUGCCUUCCUCGUGGCCUUUGCCCUGGGAGUACUAAUGGUCUGUAUAGUGACUGGUGCUCGAAAGCUCAGGGUCAACCCAGACAAUGUCGCAACACCCAUUGCAGCCAGCCUGGGAGACCUCAUCACACUGUCCAUUCUGGCUCUGGUUAGUGAUUUCUUCUAUGGACACAAAGACAGCUGGUUUCUGAUGCCACUGGUCUGCAUUGGCUUCGUGGCUCUGAUCCCCCUGUGGGUCCUCAUCGCCAAGCAGAACCCACCUAUCAUGAAGAUCCUGAAGUUUGGCUGGGUUCCCAUCAUCCUGGCAAUGGUCAUCAGCAGUUUUGGAGGGCUCAUUUUGAGCAAAACCAUUUCUAAGCAGCAGUUCAAAGGCAUGGCCAUAUUCACUCCCAUCAUAUGUGGUGUUGGUGGCAAUCUGGUGGCCAUUCAAGCCAGCCGAAUCUCUACCUACCUACAUAUUUGGAGCACACCCGGGGUCCUACCCCUUUGGAUGAAAAACUUUUGGCCCAACCCAUGUUCCAUUUUCUGUAUGCCAGAGAUCAAUUCCAUGUCAGCUCGAGUCCUGCUCGUUCUGGUGGUCCCAGGCCAUCUGAUUUUCUUCUAUGUAAUCCACCUGGUGGAAGGUCAGUCAGUCACAAGCAGCAAGACCUUUAUGGUACUCUACCUGUUAGCUGGCCUGAUACAGGUGACAAUUCUCCUGUACCUGGCAGAAGUGAUGGUUCGGCUGACUUGGCACCAGGCCCUGGAUCCUGACAACCACUGUAUCCCCUAUCUCACAGGGCUGGGGGACCUGCUGGGGACUGGCCUCCUGGCACUCUGCUUCCUUAUGGACUGGUAGCUGAGGGGCAUAUUAGAGCUGGAUGGCAUCCCAUUUCUUGCAUCUGGACUCUCCCUAAGUGGGCUCAGCUGGCCCCAGUGGCUCAGUUGAAUUUUCUCUUAUACCAACCUGAUGCAGAAUGCAGUUUCUCCCUUGCUGGGUGGGUCCUUGGCAUGGCUGAGCCCUGGCCUCCGCAGUAGCCUUUUGUCAUUGUGCUAAGGAGACACACACACACACACCUCAGCUCUGGAGUUGGUACCUAUGUGCGUGACUGAGCCCUAAAGUCAUUAAUGUGGUUGUGAGUUUGUCAGUGUGAGUGUGUAUCCAUGUACUCUGUGUGUGUGUGUGUUUGUGUGUGUGUGUGUAUGAAGAGUGGAGUGUUCCCGCUUGAGCAGCCAAGGGCAUGUGCAGUGUGCUUUGCAAGGCGUCCACCCCUUUCCAAGAUUUGCAGCCCAGAUUAGGUUGGAGUAGAAAGGAGCUCCUUUCUGUCCUCAAGCCUCAAGACUCUCAAGCUGUGGCUUAACUGCUGUCUUCAUCAGGUUCAAGGUCCCGAGGCACCUGUAUUCCUAGGCCCUGCGAAUGUGUGCAGCCUCCCUGGGGAGGGGCCUUGCCUCCUGACACUUCAUCUUCUUCCAUAUUUAAUCUUGUCACUGCUUUCUUUUUGUUUUCCUUUUUUCUUUUUCAUUAGCAGAAACCUCUGUUUAUAUUUAGUUGA
This is a messenger RNA of Nycticebus coucang (slow loris), 2115 nucleotides long. RefSeq names its product solute carrier family 41 member 3-like. NCBI's taxonomy places the organism in Eukaryota, Metazoa, Chordata, Mammalia, Primates, Lorisidae. The coding region runs from base 93 to 1421 and encodes 442 amino acids. Gene Ontology annotation, cellular component: plasma membrane. Gene Ontology annotation, biological process: monoatomic cation transport. The transcript is spliced from 10 exons. The record is from RefSeq and is a predicted model, not a curated record. Gene Ontology annotation, molecular function: monoatomic cation transmembrane transporter activity.